AUACACUUUACGCACUUUACACGCAUUGCCCUCCCUCCCAAUAAUAAAACCCACACUAUACACAAUGUCCCCAGCACCCACGCAGGUUGCGGCUGGCAACAAGGAGGUCAUCAGUGGCUUGCUCCGUCGCUUCCGGCUCGAAGAAGUUUUAAACGAGGAUACUAAUUCAAAGACAAUCUGGCUUCUGGGAGCCAUCGCUGGACCCGACAAACUGGCCAAUGCUGGCUCGAUUCCAGGCGAGACUGCGGCUGUUGUUACUCUUGAGCGGCUGGCGUUUUCGUCUCAAGAUAUUCGCAGCACCGACCCCAUGCUGCUGAGCUCUGCAGUUCUGAACUCAGGCGAGCACAACGACAUUUAUUCGUGGGCGACUGGUACCCUGCACAGUAGCAUAUUUAAACCCGACACCCGCGUGGCAAUAAUAUACCCGGCCACACAAAAGCACAUUGACAAGUACCGUCGCCAGCAGUGCAAAUGGGUUAGCGAGACGCCUGAGAAGUACGCGACUAUCACCAGGCCAUUUAUCGACGCGCAACCUGCCUCUCGCCUUCAGUGGGUGUACAACAUUCUCUCCAAGCAAGUCGAGUCUGAACGCAUCGUGUUUGAGGACGCUGAUCCCGAGAACGGCUUUAUCAUUCUCCCAGACUUGAAGUGGGACGCAACAAAUCCCGACAACAUGUACCUGGUUGCAAUUGUCCACCGCCGCGACAUAAAAUCGCUGCGCGACCUGACCGCCAAACAUUUGCCUCUUCUUAAAAACAUCCGCGACAACUCGAUCGUGGCUGCACAGGCGUACGGUGUUUCGGCCGAGCAGCUCAGGCUGUAUAUUCACUAUCAGCCGUCAUACUACCACUUCCAUGUGCACAUAACGAAUGUCAACUUUGAAGGCAAGGGGAUGCUGGCCGGCAGAGCGCACUUGCUGGACACUGUGGUCGAUAAUAUUGAAUGCAUCGCACCCGACUACUACCAAAGGGCAUCGAUCCCCUUUACGCUCGGAUCUGGUGAUAUCUUGUGGAAGCACUGGCACGCACAAUCGCAAUCGCUGCCCUUGUCGGAAUAACUGGACCAGACACAAACAUAUUUUUAUUACCUUUAGAAUCUUUAUUAGUAACAAUUAUAUUAUUUG
Kickxella alabastrina is the source of this 1123-nucleotide messenger RNA. Its product is annotated as HIT-like domain-containing protein. Bases 65 to 1057 code for a protein of 330 amino acids. Gene Ontology annotation, biological process: deadenylation-dependent decapping of nuclear-transcribed mRNA. The transcript has a single exon. The record is from RefSeq and is a predicted model, not a curated record. Gene Ontology annotation, molecular function: RNA 7-methylguanosine cap binding; hydrolase activity. Gene Ontology annotation, cellular component: P-body; nucleus. NCBI's taxonomy places the organism in Eukaryota, Fungi, Kickxellomycota, Kickxellomycetes, Kickxellales, Kickxellaceae.